Salvelinus fontinalis (brook trout) is the source of this 6018-nucleotide messenger RNA. RefSeq names its product integrin beta-8-like. Gene Ontology annotation, biological process: cell adhesion mediated by integrin; integrin-mediated signaling pathway; cell migration. The transcript is spliced from 16 exons. Gene Ontology annotation, cellular component: cell surface; focal adhesion; integrin complex. Gene Ontology annotation, molecular function: integrin binding. NCBI's taxonomy places the organism in Eukaryota, Metazoa, Chordata, Actinopteri, Salmoniformes, Salmonidae. Bases 365 to 2824 code for a protein of 819 amino acids. The record is from RefSeq and is a predicted model, not a curated record.
GAGAGAGAGAGAGAGAGAGAGAGAGAGAGAGAGAGAGAAAGAGAGAGAGAGAGAGAGAUGUCUCGUUUUCACUUUCUCAUUCGCACUAUAAAGAGCUUUCCAAGUGAAUUCCACGUGAAUCAGAUUUCUGGGAAUAAUCGUCUGUUUGGAUAAGAAGGUUAUUGGGCGGAAAGAAAACAAACAACAAUGCCCCAACGACGCACCAUUCAUUCCUGGCGCUGCCUCUUGUUCACGCGGUCGUGCGGUAUUUCCCGGUUGAUUCCCAUUAUUGGAGAGCGUCAGUAGUAAGUGGUAACCGGAGCUGCAUGCCUGCUGCCGGUGUCUCGAGCUGAUCCGAUUCCUACAGCCUGCCCCCGGUGUAGAUAUGACUUCCUGGCUACAUAAAUACGACUACCCGACUCUGCAUUGCGUGCUGUUCUGCGUGGUAUUGGCCGCUAACAUCAUCGGCGGGAGCUCUCAUUCCGGUGAGAGUAUAUGUUCGUCUCCUCCUGUCUCGUCGUGUUCAGAGUGCCUCCGACGCGGACCACAGUGUGCCUGGUGCUUUGAGGCGGGUUUCCUGGAUGGAGCGGAGGUGGGAGAGCGCUGCGACCUGGUGGGGAACCUGGCAAGGAGGGGGUGUGGUCUAGAGUUCAUAGAGCAUCCAGAGGUCAUGGUGGAGGUCAAUGCUAGGACCAGCAGUACUCAGGUGUCACCGGGAGAGAUCACCCUCACACUCAGACCAGGUGCUGAGGCCAGUGUGAUAGUAGCAGUACAACAGUUAGAGAGGUAUCCUGUUGAUCUGUACUACCUGGUGGACGUAUCAGCAUCCAUGCAAGAAAACCUGGACCAGCUGAAGACGGUGGGCGUAGCCUUGUCCCACCGUAUGAGAGAACAUUCCAGUGAUUUGCGUCUGGGGUUCGGCUCCUUCGUUGACAAACCUGUCUCCCCCUACAUCAAUGUACACCCCUCUAAGAUAAAUAACCCCUGCAGUGACUAUGAGGUGAAGUGUCGCCCAGCCCAUGGCUUCCACCAUGUUCUUAGUAUGACGGCAAACAUGUCCGAGUUUACACGCAUCAUCAAGAGACAGAGGAUAUCAGGCAACAUGGACACACCAGAGGGAGGGUUAGACGCUAUGCUCCAAGCUACUGUAUGUCAGGGUGAGGUGGGUUGGCGUGGGGAGGCCAAGCGUCUGUUGUUGUUGAUGACAGACCAGCCUUCUCACCUGGCGUUGGACAGCAGACUGGCUGGUAUAGUCACACCUCACGAUGGCCUCUGCCAUCUGGAGAACAACGUUUAUAUGGAGAGCACUACCAUGGACCAUCCCAGUUUAGGCCUGCUGGCUGAGAAGCUUCUAGAGAACCACAUCUACUCUCUCUUUGCUGUGGAACAACUACAAUAUCAGUGGUAUGAGGAGUUGGUCAGGUUGCUACCAGGCUCCAAUCUUCUGUUCCAGGCUCCCAAACUUAUAGACGUGGUGGUGGAUGCAUACAAGAGGUUGUUGUCAGUUGUCCAGGUGUCUGUGUCAGUAGAGGACAGAGCGUUCAGCCGUUUCCUGGUCAGCGUCUCUCCUCUCUGUCCGGAAGGAUCUGUAUCCCACGACAACCGCAGCUGCUCCAACGUCCAGCCCAACCAGACGGUCUACUUCAACAUCACCAUUGGCCUGCACUCCUGUCCUGACGAUGAUGAUGAUGUAGAUGACGUGGUCCAGGUCUUCGUCAGGCCCGUGGGUUACAAUGAGUCAACCAUCAUCAAGGUUCACUCACGAUGUCGCUGUCACUGUGGACCGGACUGGCAUUGCCACGACGAUACCACACAUCAGUCAACGUGUGCAGAGGUCACCCCAGAUACAGACCGUAAUAAUCAAGACUUGAACAAUCGGGACAUGCACACACACACACCGGACUUAGACCCAGAGCACACACACACACGCCCUCACACACACGGACCGGAGUGGUCACGGCAGUGUCGUGCGGAGGGAUCGGGGGUGGACUGUAACGGUCGGGGAGUGUGUGUGUGUGGGAAGUGUGUGUGUGAGAGGAACAGUCUAGGAACAGUGUAUGGACAGUACUGUCAGAUGGAUGACUACUCCUGCCCCUACCAACACGGACUACUGUGUGGAGGGCGAGGUAUGUGUGUGUCUGGUGAUUGUGUAUGUGAAGAGGGCUGGACAGGAGAGAGCUGCAGGUGCCCAGUCUCUACGGCAACCUGCCUGUCCGACAACGGGUUGCUAUGCAGCGGGCGUGGCAGGUGUGUGUGUGGCAGAUGCGUGUGUGACAACCAUCAAUAUUCCGGAGCAUUUUGUGAGAGAUGUCCCACCUGCCACAGCUCUUGUCAGUCACACUGGAGGUGUAUAGACUGUCACUUGUCUCACGGUCUGUCUCAGAGAGAGGCGGAGGAGUGCAACCAUACCUGCACAUCAUUAGUGGGUUACGUCAAUGAUGUCACAGGUCAGGUAUGGAGACAGUGUGUGUAUAAGAAAGACAACUGUUACUAUCGCUUCCACACUGCACUUGUCUCAGGAAAUACUCUUCUACAUUUCAACACACAACCUGAGUGUGUAUCCAGUAGGCGGUAUGUGGGGACCUUCCUCAGUGUGUGUGUGUUGACGUUCCUCCCUGGCUUGGUGAUGCUGGCUGUGCUGGUGCUGCUGCUGCACAGACGAUCUUUGCCACAGGGUGGCGCCACUGAUCAACAAUACAACCCCACUGGCAAGGAUCUGUCACACGUCCCAAAGACCAAUGAGAAGACAGUAUCCUACAGGAGGGACCGCCCCCCGGGCCCUGACCGACCAAUGGAGAUGCAUAUCACCGUUCCCAAGAUGCCCCUGGGCGAACCCUGGCAGUAAGGGGUCAGAGGUUAGAGGUCAACGGUUGAAGUGGGCCAAUGCUGCCGGUACAAAAAAGCAGCAACUCUGAUGUUAUACUGCUUGAGAACCGGCACCUGUGAAAUACAGGUACAGUAAAAUGAGUGAGCAAGCCUACAGGAAUCUUUUCUCAGUACACUUACACUGGUUCUAGGUUAGGGGAAGGAUAGUAAAUCAUGAAAACUGGACAGGGUAACACUCCAAACAAGAGCCUUGUUACUGAUACUGUAAUAUUAUGUGGCUUUAUGGACUGGCAGCCAUUGAAAGGUACUGAACAUUGAUCAUUGAUCGAUUUAUCAAUGCUAAAUAUUUAUGCUUUUAUUACAGAGAACACUACAAGUUUAUUAGUUUACUUGAUCUCUCUCUCUCUCUACUCAACCUGUGUGUCCUGUGUUAGCUUGCUACCUAGUGGUCAGUGGUGAAACGACAUAACAGAAUGGGAUGAAUGAAUAAUUGAAUGAAUGAAUGAAUGAAUGAAUGGUUACCUUGCACCAGCAGUAACGUGUGAAUAUGUGACACUCCACAAUCAUUACCUUUUUUUACCUACCACCAAAUCUACUUGAUGUCUUUAUUUGAUGUGCCUGGCAUAACUGGAGUUCUGAGAGGACAGGUAGCCUCCAAAGGUUGUUAAUGUACAGCAUCUAGUUUUAAUAUUUGAAACAAGCAUUCAUUUUAAAUUAGCAUACUUGUGGAGAGACAGAGUAGAGAUUUGCACUAGCAUCGUUACGUAGCAUGAUAGGUCGUAGUGUUGUCAGACUACUGAGCGCUAAUUGGCUCCUGAACUAUUGGGAAGGCUGCUGAUUGGCUCCUAAACUACUGGGAAGACUCCUGAUUGGAUCCUGAACGUUCCAUACUACACUUCUAUCUAAUAAUACAUUUGUUACAUGUUCACUUUACAUCUGAUGUCUGAUGUUUACAGCAUUCAUAGCUGCUAAUUUAUUUAGUCCAUAACACUAAUAAUAUUAUUUAUUAUGAUUUAUUUCAAAAAAAUGUGUUUCUUGUAAUUUUUUUAAUUCUAUUUUUAAUGAAAGGUACUGACUGGCUACAGGGCUGUAAUAUUACAGGACUGUAGCUCAAUGUUAAAUGAAUCAGCAAUUAUAAAAAUGAUCUCUCUAAGCGGCAGACUUGGGUCAAAUACUUUCAAAAACUGGUACCACAUUAUUAGAACGGUACCCAUUGUCUCACGUCAGAAAGCUUGACAACCUUGUCUGCACUGCAUAGUUCAUAGCCAGUCUGAAGACAAUGAAGGGAACCUACAGCGCAUUCAGAAAGUAUUCAGACCCCUUGACUUUUUCCACAUUUUGUUACGUUACAGCCUCAUUCUAAAAUGGAUUAAAUUAUUACAUUUUCUCAUCAAUCUACACACAAUACCCCAUAAUGACAAAGCAAAAACUGUUUAUUUGAAAUCUUUGCAAAUUGAUUAAAAAACAGAUAUCACAUUUACAUAAGUAUUCCAACCCUUUACUCAGUACUUUGUUGAAGCACAUUUAGCAGUGAUUACAGCCUAAAGUCUUCUUGGGUAUGACGCUACAAGCUUGGCACACCUGUAUUUGGGGAGUUUCUCCCAGUCUUCUCUGCAGAUCCUCUGCACAGCUAUUUUUAGGUCUCUCCAGAGAUGUUCAAGUCCGGGCUCAGGCUGAGCCGCUCAAGGACAUUCAGAGACUUGUCCCUAAGCCACUCCUGCGUUGUCUUGGCUGUGUGCUUAGGGCCGUUGUCCUGUUGGAAGCUGAACUUUCGCCCCAGUCUGAGGUCCUGAGCGCUCUAGAGCAGGUUUUCCUCAAGGAUCUCUCUGUACUUUUCUCCGUUCAUCUUUCCCUCGAUCCUGACUAGUCUCGCAGUCCCUGCCGCUGAAAAACAUCCCCACAGCAUGAUGCUGCCACCAUGUUUCACCGUAGGGAUGGUGGCAGGUUUCCUCCAGGCAUGAUGCUUGGCAUUCAGGACAAAGAGUUUAAUCUUGGUUUCAUUAGACCAGAGAAUCUUGUUUCUCAUGGUCUGAGAGUCCUUCAGGUGCCUUUGGGCAAACUCCAAGCAGGCUGUCAUGUGCCUUUUACUGAGGAGUGGCUUCCGUCUGGCCACUCUAUCAUAUAGGCCUGAUUGGUGGAGUGCUGCAGAGAUGGUUGUCCUUCUGGAAGGUUCUCCCAUCUCCACAGAGGAACUCUGGAGCUCUGUCAGAGUGACCAUCAGGUUCUUGGUCACCUCCCUGACCAAGGCUCUUCUCCCCCCAUUGCUAAGUUUUGCUGGGCGGCCAGCUCUAGGAGGAGUUGGUGGUUCAGAACCUCUUCCAUUUAAGAAUGAUGGAAGCCACUGUGUUCUUGGGGAACUUCAAUGUUGCAGAAAUGUUUUUGUGCCCUUCCCCAGAUCUGUGCCUCGACACUAUUCUGUCUCGGAUCUCUACGGACAAUUCCUUCAACCUCAUGGCUUGGUUUUUGCUCUGACAUGCACUGUCAACUCUGGGACCUUAUAUAGACAGGUGUGUGCCUUUCUAAAUCAUGUCCAAUCAAUUGAAUUUACCAUAAGUAGACUCCAAUCAAGUUUAAUCCAUUUUAGAAUAAGGCUGUAAUGUAACAAAUUGUGGAAAAAGGAAAGAGGUCUGAAUGCUUUCCGAAUGCACUGCACAUAAGGAUUUCGUUACACGUGCAUAACCCACAAAUAAGUCCUCCAUAAGCAGUACUUAAGUUGUUUACAAAAUUCUUAUGUCAAGUUGAUAAUUUCAGCACAUCACUGAGUUUGUGCAGUACAAUGAAACCAUUGCAAUAGUCCCAAAAGUUCAAACUCAAAGCUAAAUUAAAGCUCAGCUAUUUGACAUGUAUUUGACCUCAGACUGCUAACUGGGCAUUGUGUUUGUAUAAUAAAAGCACGUUUGUGUAUAUUUUCUGUAAAUGCAUGUGAUUAAGAGUUCCUGUAACAUGAAUGUUUUAAUGUAAUUAUUAAGUGUUAGAUUUGAACUGAUGUCUAACUCGUUCUGAUUCUUUAUAAACCUCAACACUCCUUAGUAAAUGUAUCAUAAGCUGAAGUGACUGACUAUCCAUUCAUUGAGUUUAUUAGACAGUGCAAUAGACAUACAGCCACACCACACACCAAUGCAAUUGAAGACAUAUGACCUAGUCUUAUUUUACAAAAUAGAGUUGAUGCACAAGAAUAAAGCAGGAAAGCAUGUGGCCUUUUCUAUUCCUUCA